AUGGGCUGCGGCUGCUCCAAGAAACCGGCGCGGCCGAAAGUGUAUGACCCCACUCCUGAUCCCAUCACAGGACUGACGCAGAAGGACCGGGAUAUGAUUGUGGACAGUUGGAAAAUUAUAGGGAACAGGAACGCCAUCAAACAGAACGCCGUGGAGUUCUUUAUGAUGCUCUUUGCAGCGUACCCACAUAUUCAGAAUUACUUUGGCAUUUUCAAAAACAAACAACUUUCUGAGCUGAGGACCAGUCCGAAGAUAAAAGUGCAUGCCGCCAGCGUCUUCUACUUCCUCAACUCUUAUGUUGAGAACAUCCAGGACACAGAAAAAUUCAUGGGCCUGGUUGAGAAGAUGGCCGUGGCUCAUAUUGCGCGAGGCAUCAAUGUGGAAGAAUUUGAGAAAAUUCGGAUUAUAUUUAUCAACUUCUUGAAGUACAUACUAGGCUACCACUAUACUCCGGAGGUUGAACGAGCCUGGGACACACUUUUGAGGGCCCAAAUUGCCGUUUAUAAGCAAAUAGAAGAAUCAAUAAAAGCAAAACAGGAAUCAGCAGACACUGACUUUAGUGACGUAUAA
Molecule: messenger RNA, 570 nt
Organism: Candidula unifasciata
Lineage: Eukaryota; Metazoa; Mollusca; Gastropoda; Stylommatophora; Geomitridae
Source: the annotation of a GenBank genome assembly